GAGUUUAGUGCAAAGUAGAAAAAGUCAUUAAACAAUCAAAAGCGUGCAAGUCAAUUAUUUCCCCAUUUUCAACAAAACCCCCAUACAAAAAGCUAUAAAAUUCAAGAAAAUUGAUAGGCAAUAAGUACAUAGAAAUCAAGAAAAUUGAGAGGAAAAGCCAUGGCGUUAUCUGUAUUACUGAAACGAACGGGGUUGAUGAAGUCAAUGGUCAACAACUUCGGGGCAUCAAGGGCUUACGCAUCGGUUGCAGUGGGCACGGACUUGAUAUCGGCUGCACCAGAUGUCUCUCUCCAGAAGGCUCGCUCCUGGGACGAGGGGGUUUCUUCCAAGUUCGCCACCACUCCUCUCAAGAACAUUUUUAAGGAUAAAAAAGUUGUCAUCUUUGGCCUCCCUGGUGCCUACACUGGAGUUUGUUCGGCUCAGCAUGUGCCUAGCUACAAGAACAACAUUGAUAAGUUCAAGGCAAACGGAAUUGACUCGGUGAUAUGCGUUGCUGUUAAUGAUCCCUAUGUAAUGAAUGGCUGGGCCGAGAGACUUCAGGCUAAAGAAGCUAUUGAAUUUUACGGAGAUUUUGAUGGGAGCUUGCACAAGAGUAUGGACUUGAUGAUAGAUCUAUCCUCUGCUUUACUGGGACCUCGAUCUCAUAGGUGGUCAGCUUACGUGGUUGAUGGGAAAAUCGAAGUCUUCAACUUGGAAAAAGCUCCAUCGGAAUUUGAGGUUUCUGGUGGAGAUGUUAUUUUGGGACAGAUCUAGACCAAUAUUUCCUUGGCAGAUGAUGGGCUAGUCUUUCCAGUUUUUGUAUAUUUCCAUUUGCCAUACCGGAUGAGCACAAGUGGUAUCAGCAAUAUGAGAAAAUAAGUAUCUAAAAUACAUUAUGAUCAAUAAAUGUGUACUUGUAUAAUGCUUGAUGUUGCUCUCCCCGGCUUCACUGAAUAUAAGGUGGUUGAUCUUCAUUCUGUUUAAUCUCGAAAUUAUUUCCCAGCUAAUAUUUUCUCAA
This is a messenger RNA of Olea europaea var. sylvestris, 997 nucleotides long. RefSeq names its product peroxiredoxin-2F, mitochondrial. NCBI's taxonomy places the organism in Eukaryota, Viridiplantae, Streptophyta, Magnoliopsida, Lamiales, Oleaceae. The coding region runs from base 160 to 753 and encodes 197 amino acids. Gene Ontology annotation, molecular function: thioredoxin peroxidase activity. Gene Ontology annotation, cellular component: mitochondrion; cytoplasm. The transcript has 5 exons. Gene Ontology annotation, biological process: cell redox homeostasis; cellular response to oxidative stress; hydrogen peroxide catabolic process. The record is from RefSeq and is a predicted model, not a curated record.